Molecule: messenger RNA, 1417 nt
Organism: Xenopus laevis (African clawed frog)
Lineage: Eukaryota; Metazoa; Chordata; Amphibia; Anura; Pipidae
Product: MGC82053 protein
Source: RefSeq, marked predicted
GUUAUUGCUAUUGAAAGCAACUGCACUGAUGAUUCUGACUCCUCAAAGGCACAGAAACUGCUUUCAACAUCAAUUUCCUAUUUAAAUAUUUUCCUUGUACCAGUACCUCCUCUUUGCCAUGAGCCAAUAGCAUUUACCCUGCCAAGUGAUAACAUUGCCCUUUGGCCGCCCAGCAGGGGAUAUUUACAUUGCAGUGAGUGAAAUCCUCACAUCUCCUACUGAUCUGCUCUUGCACCUUCUUCAGCACAAUAUGACUUUGCAGCUGAAAACCAUUAACGGAGUCCCACUAUCGGAAGCCAUUGCCUCCAACUGGGAUGAAAUUUGGGGCUUCCAAGCUAAACCUGGUGACAUCCUUAUUAAUACGUAUCCUAAAUCAGGAACCACCUGGGUCCAAGAAAUCAUUGAUCUCAUUAUGAAUGAUGUUGAUGAGGAGAAAUGUAAAAGGGCCCCAAUUUAUGAAAGGAUCCCUUUUGUAGACAUUCUCCAUUUGAUGAAACCAGGAGUAGAGGAGGUAAAUGCCAUGCCCUCACCUAGAAUUCUGAAAUCCCAUCUUGCCUUUCAACUCGUGCCGCCAUCAUUUUGGAAAGAAAAAUGCAAGGUGAUUUACGUAGCCCGGAAUGCCAAAGACACUGCAACCUCCUUCUUUUACUUUGACCACAUGGCACAUUUACACCCCACGCCGGAGAGCUGGGAUGACUACCUGGAAAGGUUUAUGAAGGGUGAUGUGGGCUGGGGCUCUUGGUACGACCAUGUCAAAGGAUUCUGGGAACAGAAGGACCAACACAACAUCUUGUACUUGUUCUACGAGGACCUCCAAAAGAACCCUCUUGUAGAGAUCCGCAAGGUUAUGAAGUUCCUGGAUAAAGACCUCCCAGAGGAAAUGCUGAGGAAGAUAGUGCACCUGACCUCCUUUAAGAAGAUGAAGGAGAACCCUAUGGCCAACUACUCCACCUUCCCAUCGGACAUGCUCAAGCAAACCGACCACAAGUUCAUGCGUAAAGGCAAAGUGGGGGACUGGAAGAAUCAAUUCACCGUCUAUCAGAAUGAAGUGUUCGAAGCGGAUUACCAGCGACAGAUGAGCGGCAGCACCCUAAAGUUUCACACCGCAGUAUGAUUAAAUUGGCUCUGCUCUGUUAGCCACUCCCGAGCUUUACCCUUAUUUUAUUAGUAUUCUGUUAAAUGGGUCAAACCACACACACACAAGAGACCUCAAGGGAAAUACUUCUUAUUUUUAAGUAGGAAUUAUGUAUUCUCCAUUACAGCUCCCAAUCUGUCUAGGUCAUGCUGUAAAUAAGACAGUAUUGUUACAGAAUUGAAGCUGCCAUAUUGCUUUGCUGUUUUGCAUUAUUGUGGUAAUUCCAAAUUAUCUGAUUUCAUGUCUGUGAUGUGAAUAUCUAAUAAAAUCCAUUUGCAUUAA